AUGGCUGCACUCUUAAAGACUGCGGGCCCUGCCAACUUCCCAGCGAUAUUGCUGAGGACGUCUGCCCUCCCAAGCCAAGCUGCAACACUGGCAUCUACCCGUCCAAUGCCCACGUACGCCCGGCUCACAAAAAAACCUGGGCAAACCCAACUUGGCCAACUGCUUGCCCCAGAUUUUAUUUCAAGUCUCAAGCAUGGGCCCGUCCGCAACAGGCGAGGGGUCAGGGGGCCGUCCGCAACAGGCGUGGGGUCAGGGGGCCGUCCGCAACAGGCGUGGGGUCAGGGGGCCGUCCGCAACAGGCGUGGGGUCAGGGGGCCGUCCGCAACAGGCGUGGGGUCAGGGGGCCGUCCGCAACAGGCGUGGGGUCAGGGGGCCGUCCGCAACAGGCGUGGGGUCAGGGGGCCGUCCGCAACAGGCGUGGGGUCAGGGGGCCGUCCGCAACAGGCGUGGGGUCAGGGGGCCGUCCGCAACAGGCGUGGGGUCAGGGGGCCGUCCGCAACAGGCGUGGGGUCAGGGGGCCGUCCGCAACAGGCGUGGGGUCAGGGGGCCGUCCGCAACAGGCGUGGGGUCAGGGGGCCGUCCGCAACAGGCGAGGGGUCAGGGGGCCGUCCGCAACAGGCGAGGGGUCCGGGGGCCGUCCGCAACAGGCGAGGGGUCCGGGGGCCGUCCGCAACAGGCGAGGGGUCCGGGGGCCGUCCGCAACAGGCGAGGGGUCCGGGGGCCGUCCGCAACAGGCGAGGGGUCCGGGGGCCGUCCGCAACAGGCGAGGGGUCCGGGGGCCGUCCGCAACAGGCGAGGGGUCCGGGGGCCGUCCGCAACAGGCGAGGGGUCCGGGGGCCGUCCGCAACAGGCGAGGGGUCCGGGGGCCGUCCGCAACAGGCGAGGGGUCCGGGGGCCGUCCGCAACAGGCGAGGGGUCCGGGGGCCGUCCGCAACAGGCGAGGGGUCCGGGGGCCGUCCGCAACAGGCGAGGGGUCCGGGGGCCGUCCGCAACAGGCGAGGGGUCCGGGGGCCGUCCGCAACAGGCGAGGGGUCCGGGGGCCGUCCGCAACAGGCGAGGGGUCCGGGGGCCGUCCGCAACAGGCGAGGGGUCCGGGGGCCGUCCGCAACAGGCGAGGGGUCCGGGGGCCGUCCGCAACAGGCGAGGGGUCCGGGGGCCGUCCGCAACAGGCGAGGGGUCCGGGGGCCGUCCGCAACAGGCGAGGGGUCCGGGGGCCGUCCGCAACAGGCGAGGGGUCCGGGGGCCGUCCGCAACAGGCGAGGGGUCCGGGGGCCGUCCGCAACAGGCGAGGGGUCCGGGGGCCGUCCGCAACAGGCGAGGGGUCCGGGGGCCGUCCGCAACAGGCGAGGGGUCCGGGGGCCGUCCGCAACAGGCGAGGGGUCCGGGGGCCGUCCGCAACAGGCGAGGGGUCCGGGGGCCGUCCGCAACAGGCGAGGGGUCCGGGGGCCGUCCGCAACAGGCGAGGGGUCCGGGGGCCGUCCGCAACAGGCGAGGGGUCCGGGGGCCGUCCGCAACAGGCGAGGGGUCCGGGGGCCGUCCGCAACAGGCGAGGGGUCCGGGGGCCGUCCGCAACAGGCGAGGGGUCCGGGGGCCGUCCGCAACAGGCGAGGGGUCCGGGGGCCGUCCGCAACAGGCGAGGGGUCCGGGGGCCGUCCGCAACAGGCGAGGGGUCCGGGGGCCGUCCGCAACAGGCGAGGGGUCCGGGGGCCGUCCGCAACAGGCGAGGGGUCCGGGGGCCGUCCGCAACAGGCGAGGGGUCCGGGGGCCGUCCGCAACAGGCGAGGGGUCCGGGGGCCGUCCGCAACAGGCGAGGGGUCCGGGGGCCGUCCGCAACAGGCGUCAGGGGGCCAUCAACAACAGGGAUGGGGUCAGGGGGCCAUCAACAACAGGCGUGGGGUCAGGGGCCGUCUACAACAGGCGAGGGGUCAGGGGGUCAGCCACAACAGUCGAGAGGUCAGGGGGCCGUCCAAAAAAGGCGUGGGGUCAGCCACAACAGCCGAGGGGUCAGGGGGCCAGCCACAACAGGCGUGGGGUCAGCCACAACAGGCGUGGGGUCAGGGGGGUCAGCCACAACAGGCGAUGGGUCAGGGGGUCAGCCACAACUGGCGAGAGGUCAGGGGGCCGUCCACAACAGGCGAUGGGUCAGGGGGCCGUCCACAACAGGCGAGGGGUCAGGGGGCGUCCACAACAGGCGAGGGGUCAGGGGGCCUUCCACAACAGGCGAGGGGUCAGGGGGCCGUCAACAACAGGCGAGGGGUCAGGGUGCCCCGAACUUCACCUCCCAUGUAA
Chiloscyllium plagiosum (whitespotted bambooshark) is the source of this 2289-nucleotide messenger RNA. NCBI's taxonomy places the organism in Eukaryota, Metazoa, Chordata, Chondrichthyes, Orectolobiformes, Hemiscylliidae. The record is from RefSeq and is a predicted model, not a curated record.